ACCGUGUAUCUGGGACUACACUUUUUAAUCUCGACUUCGGACCUCCUUGGCUCUGUUCGCUCUUUUCAACAGAUCAGGACACAUGGUAUCUAAACUCCUUAUCUGGGCUGCGGCUCUUCUCGGUGUCACAAGCGCUCGCCAGAACAGAGCCCGAGAUGAUAGCAGCAGCGGUGGCAAAGGGCUCUUUCUUCGAUGGUAGCGAUGGCCUCGGUACCCAGGAUACUCAAGCCAACUCAGCGACCUCGGAAGAGAACUUUAUCAACUUCUGCAGCGGAAAGACUCUUACCAACGGACUCCAAAACACCGAUGGGUCAUGUAACGGCAUCCCAAUGGGCAACAUCCCAGCCAAGUCGGCCAUGAUCUCGUCGAUUCUCCUGAAUCCCCAGGCCGGGGACACGAUCACGGCCGGAACGGACUUCGACGUUCAAGUCCAAACCAGCAACCUUGUGGCAGGCAGCUUCACAAACGCCGACACCACUUACUAUUCGGCGCCGCAGGAUCUCCAGGAUGGCAAGGUGAUUGGCCACACGCACAUCACGGUCCAGGAUCUCGGCGACAGCCUGAAUCCGACGACACCUCCGGACCCGACGCAAUUCGCUUUCUUCAAAGGCAUCAAUGACGCUGGUGAUGGCAAUGGACUCUUGUCGGCUAUCGUCUCAGGAGGGCUCCCGGCCGGCAACUACCGAGUUUGCACCAUGAACUCGGCGGCUAAUCAUCAGCCGGUCAUCAUGCCCGUUGCCCAGCGUGGAUCCCAGGACGACUGCAACAAGUUUACCGUUGAAGGGGACGGGGGUGAAACUAACGCCGCUGCCAACAACGGCGCCGAUGGCGAGGCGGCUGCCAAUACCGCUGCCGAGGCUGUUAAUGAUGGCCCAGGAGCUAUCGUUGACGACAACGGCAACGCUUCAAACUCGUCCUCGACGAUCAGCUCUAGCAGCUUCGAUGAUGGCCAAGAUCAGCAGCAGCAGGAGGAGGACAAAAAUAAGAACAGCAGGAACAAGCGCAGAAACCUUCGCUUCGGAGAGCGAAUCUUCGUUGCCUAAGCACCUCCAGUCGAACCAGACUCCAAAGUCGUCAGGGAUCUAUGUGACAUUAAUGCGGCUUGUUGUCGCGGCUUGACGUGAUCAAUAUAUUUUGUUCACAAGCAGGCGUAGGGAGUUGGAGUUUUGCAUUGGUUGUGGUAAACUAAUUGUAUAUGAAACUGAAAUCUCAUGAGUUGACCGGGUUAUUGGGGGACGUGUGAGGAGUGUGAACUCUGAAUAUUUGAAGGAGCUAAGAUGAUAGCUGUGCCAAUACUUUUGUUGCUGUGGAUUUAUUGUUUGGAUGACUACUAUCUAGCGAUAAAUAUUG
This is a messenger RNA of Pseudomassariella vexata, 1350 nucleotides long. RefSeq lists its product as uncharacterized. Lineage: Eukaryota; Fungi; Ascomycota; Sordariomycetes; Amphisphaeriales; Pseudomassariaceae. The coding region runs from base 156 to 1043 and encodes 295 amino acids. The record is from RefSeq and is a predicted model, not a curated record. The transcript is spliced from 3 exons.